AUGGUGAAUGAGGGAGUUCCUCCCCAAGGUGAUCAAGGCCUUCAAGGUGAACAAGUUCCUCUAGGCAAUCAAGGGAAUGAAGUUCUGGUGGUUCCCCUGGACAUGACCAAUGAAGAGAUUAGAUCGGCUUAUCUAACCCUAGCUCGAGCCAUGAUGGCUCAAGCAAAUAGAGAUGUGGGGACUAGGGUGAAUGCUAAUGAGAGUACCGUAGCCUUAAGAUUGAGAGACUUUGUGAGGAUGAAUCCUCCUAUUUUUCUUGGCUCUAAAGUGGGAGAAGAUCCCCAAGAAUUCUUGGAUGAAGUUUAUAAGAUUGUAGAUGCUAUGGGAGUACCUUAUAGGGAGAAGGCGGAGUUGGCUUCCUAUAAAUUGAAAGAAGUGGCCCAAGUGUGGUUCACUCAAUGGAAAGCCAAUAGGCCGGUUGAAGCGGGUCCUAUAGAAUGGGAGGAGUUUAAGAGUGCCUUCCUUGUUAAGGAAGAGUGUUCUACGGCAAUGCUCCAUGGUGAUAUGAAUAUUUCUAGACUCGUUGUGUAUGCUCAAUCUAUUGAGGAGUCUAAACUUAAUAGGGUGAAUAGGGAUUUGAAAAGGGGUAGAUCCGAUGAGCAAGGUCAACCUAGGUUCAAGAAGAGAGCUCCUAACAAAGAUUCUUCAAGUUCUCUUAAGGCUAACCAAGAAAGAGUUGGUGGUUCUCAAGUUUCUAAACCUACUUGUCACAAUUGUGGAAAGAAAUAUUUUGGGAAGUGUCUAGCCGGUACUAGUGGGUGCUAUGGUUGUGGGAAGAAUGAUCACCAAGUGAAAUAUUGUCCUACUCUUACGGCUAGAGGAAGGGAGGCCAAACAAGCUUCUCUUAAUGGCCCAAAUCUUGAUGCUCCAAAGAAGAACCGUUUCUAUGUGCUUCAAGCUAACAAGGACAAGGGAGCUAAUCCGGAUGAAGGUACCGGUAAGUUAUAG
Solanum verrucosum is the source of this 948-nucleotide messenger RNA. RefSeq lists its product as uncharacterized. Gene Ontology annotation, molecular function: zinc ion binding; nucleic acid binding. Lineage: Eukaryota; Viridiplantae; Streptophyta; Magnoliopsida; Solanales; Solanaceae. The record is from RefSeq and is a predicted model, not a curated record. Bases 1 to 948 code for a protein of 315 amino acids. The transcript has 2 exons.